Messenger RNA from Physeter macrocephalus (sperm whale), 2280 nucleotides. RefSeq names its product macrophage expressed 1 (gene MPEG1). Gene Ontology annotation, biological process: defense response to bacterium. The record is from RefSeq and is a predicted model, not a curated record. Lineage: Eukaryota; Metazoa; Chordata; Mammalia; Artiodactyla; Physeteridae. The transcript has a single exon. The coding region runs from base 89 to 2242 and encodes 717 amino acids.
AACGGCUUUCUUUCCCAUCAGUUCAGUCUGCCCCGAGCUUGCUGGCUGCUACUUAGUGCUAGUGUGUCAGGCUGGGGCUGUCUGAGCCAUGAACAGCUUCAGGGGUGCCAUCCUUAUCUGGGCAGUGUCAGCAUGGGCUAAAAUGAGCAAAUGUCUGGGAGACACAGAUGAGGAUGGAUUUCAAAAAUGCAGGAAUGCCUUAAAACUACCUGUUCUGGCAGUCUUACCUGGAGGCGGCUGGGAUAAUCUGCGGAAUGUGGACAUGGGACGGGUGAUGAGCUUGACUUACACCCACUGCAGGACCACAGAGGAUGGACAGUACAUCGUCCCUGAUGAGGUCUUUACCAUUGCCCAGAAAGAGAGCAACCUGGAGAUGAACUCAAAAAUCCUGGAGUCCUGGGAGAAUUACCAGAGUAGCACCUCCUACUCCAUCAACAUGGAGCUCUCCCUUUUUUCCAAAGUCAACGGCAAGUUCUCCCCUGAGUUCCAGAGGAUGAAGACCCUUCAGGUGAAGGACCAAGCUGUAACUACCCAGGUUCAGGUAAGAAACCUGGUCUACACAGUCAAAAUCAACCCAGAUGCAGAGCUAAGCUGGGGGUUUAAGAAGGAGCUCUUGGACAUCUCUGAGCGUCUGGAGAACAACCAGACACGGAUGGCCACCUACUUGGCGGAACUCCUGGUCCUCAACUAUGGUACCCAUGUCAUCACCAGUGUGGAUGCAGGGGCUGCUCUCAUUCAGGAGGACCACAUCAGAUCUUCCUUGCUCCAGGACAGCCAGAGCAGCCGCAGUGCUGUGACAGCAUCCGCUGGAAUCACCUUCCUAAACAUCGUGAACUUCAAAUUUGAGGAGAACUACACCUCACAGAACGCCUUCACCAAGAGCUACCUCUCCAACCGAACCAACUCCAGGGUGCAAAGCAUUGGAGGGCUUCCUUUUUACCCAGGCAUCACCCUCCAGGCCUGGCAGCAGGGCAUCACCAACCACCUGGUGGCCAUGGACCGAGCUGGCCUGCCUCUGUAUUUCUUCAUCAACCCUGACAGGCUGCCUGACUUGCCAGGACCCUUGGUGAAAAAGCUGUCUAAGACAGUGGAAACUGCCGUGAGAUGCUAUUACACAUUCAACACCUACCCCGGCUGCACAGAUGUCAACUCGCCCAACUUCAAUUUCCAGGCCAACAUUGAUGACGGCUCUUGCGAGGGAAAAAUGACCAAUUUCUCCUUUGGCGGGGUUUACCAGGAAUGCACCCAGUUCUCAGGGAAUGAGGUUGUCCAGCUCUGCCGCAACUUGGAGCAGAAAAAUCCACUCACUGGCGAUUUCUCCUGCCCCGCUGGCUACAGCCCAGUCCAGCUGCUGUCCCAGACCCACGAAGAGGGUUACAACCACCUGGAAUGUCCACGGAAGUGUACCCUCCUCAUCUUCUGCAAGACGGUGUGUGAAGAUGUCUUCCGGGUGGCCAAGGCAGAAUUUAGGGCUUUUUGGUGCGUGGCCAGCGGCCAAGUACCUGAAAACUCAGGACUACUUUUUGGUGGCCUCUUCGGCAGUAAGAGCAUCAACCCUUUGACAAAUGCUCAGUCAUGCCCAGCUGGCUAUUUUCCAUUGAGACUUUUUGAACACCUCAAGGUAUGUGCCUCUCAGGACUAUGAAUUGGGAUAUAGGUUUUCCGUCCCAUUUGGUGGCUUCUUUAGCUGUGCAGCCGGGAACCCCUUGGUGGAUCCUGCCAUGUACAAAGAUUUAGGGGCACCUUCCCUAAAAAAGUGUCCAGGGGGUUUCAGCCAACACCUAGCCCUCAUCAGUGACGGGUGCCAAGUGUCUUACUGCGUCAAAGCCGGGCUUUUUACAGGAGGGUCUCUGCCUCCCGUCAGGCUCCCACCUUACACCCAACCACCCCUCAUGAGUCAGGCUGCCACUAACACUGUCCUAGUGACUAAUCUUGAGACUGCAAGCUCCUGGAUUAAAGAUUCCCAGACCCACCGCUGGAGGCUUGGAGAGCCUCUCAAGCUUCGCAGGGCCAUGAAGGUCAUCCAUGGGGACGGUAGUGGUCUGUCUGGAGGGGCAGCAGCCGGGGUCACACUGGGGGUCACCGCCGUCCUGGCAGCUGUCAUUGCCCUGGCCAUCUACGGCACCCGGAAGUACAAGAAGAGGGGAUACCAGGCGGUCCAAGACGAGAGGCAGAGUUUGGUUACAGGCACGGCCGUGAAUGGAGACGCCCUUGACCAAGAACAGGCACAGAGUCCAGCCUAGGCUCUCCCAGGAAACUAUUUCUCUCGUCUCCAGCCAGA